AUGAAGAAAAGAGAUAUUUUGGAAAGAUUUCAGUCACACCCUAAGUUCUCAGCAAUGGAGUGUCUUUUGGGGGAGAAGAAGAAGACGUUGGGUUACAGAAAUAAGCUUAAUGAAGAUGGAAAGGUUGUGAGAAACAAAGCCAAAUUAGUAGCCCAAGGCUACUCACAGCAAGAAGGAGUCGACUACGAUGAAACCUUUGCACCAGUAACUCGACUAGAGUCUAUACGGAUUCUUCUUGCAUAUGCAUCCUUCAAACGAUUUAGACUUUUCCAUAUGGAUGUCAAAAGUACUUUUUUAAAUGGAUUUAUUGAUGAGGAGCUGGAAGGUUUUUCAGAUGCUGAUCUUGCAGGUGAUAAGGAAUACAGAAAAAGCACCAGCGGAACAUUUCAAUUACUGGGAAAGGCAUUAAUAUCAUGGAAUGGUGAUCCUGAUCUUGUAGAAAAACUGACUGCAAUUGACAACAAGUUAACAAUCAUCAACAACCUUUUUGUUGCAACUCAAUCUACUAUUGGGGACAUCCAUGCAAUCUCCAAAGAGAUUGGGUCCGAUGUUUCAAAGAUGAGGGUCAAAAUUCUCAAACAUGUAGAAAACGCAUUCAAAGCCUUCAAGGAAGUACAUAACAAGAUUGAUGGGGUGAUAGUUUUAGCUAAUGCCAUCUUUGAGCAUCUGAAGGAGGCGAUUGGGAACACUCUUACUUAUUUCUUGCAUCGCUAG
Messenger RNA from Nicotiana tabacum (common tobacco), 714 nucleotides. Lineage: Eukaryota; Viridiplantae; Streptophyta; Magnoliopsida; Solanales; Solanaceae. The record is from RefSeq and is a predicted model, not a curated record.